Lactuca virosa is the source of this 2451-nucleotide messenger RNA. NCBI's taxonomy places the organism in Eukaryota, Viridiplantae, Streptophyta, Magnoliopsida, Asterales, Asteraceae. The record is from the annotation of a GenBank genome assembly.
AUGGAUAGUCUUGGUAAUACGUCUGUUCAUUCAAGUGACAUUGAUUUUCCGUUAACAACCGAUGUUUCUACCGCUUUACCUUCUGAUACUAUUGAAGACGAACAAGUCACGAGACGACGCCGUGGAGGUCGUCCUAGGGUAAGAGGACGACCUCCAGAUUGUAGCAUUGACGAUAUUACUUACCCAAGGUGUCGUCGUGGGAGACCAUCUUUUGUUGUGUCUCCUUACUUUGUUGGUGACAAUGCUCAUCGGUAUUCACAACAUGGAAGUAUACAUGUCAGUGAGAAUAUUAUUACUUCAAAUUCGGUACCUAGCAUGGCAUUCUCAUCAGCCUGUACUGUCAACAUCGACGUGACGCGCACUUCCGAUCGGCCAUCACCUCAUAUGAUAAUUUCUUCAAGUACAACUAUUGGUAUUGACGGGAAUCCAGUUCAUUCGACUAUAAUGAGUAACUUGAAUGCACCAAGUACAACUAAUAACUCAGUUGUACAUUCGGUGGUACGAACUUAUAGUCUGCAUAAUGGUAGAAGUUCUGCUGUUUUACCUUCUAAUACCUUUGAUGCCCCAGCAGUCAGGAGACCAAGUCGGGGAGGUCGUCCUCGGGUAAGAGGACGACCUCCAACUUUUAGCAUUGACAAUAUUAGCUCCACAUGUCAUCAUCGUGGUAGACCCUCUUCUGCUAACUCGAAUGAUCGGAUUACAACAAAUAACUCUGUUGUACAUUCGUCCAUACCAACUGUGGAUAACGCAAGAAGUUCGUCUUCUAAUGCAUCACAAAUUAUACAAUCUCAACGUCGUAUGUUGUCGUAUUGGGAUUGUGGCGAUGCAACUCGCACAUGUAUACACUGUGAAGCUAUAUUAUGGUAUGAGGAGCGGACCAUUAAAACGUAUUCGCCAUCCAUUCCAAAAUUCUCCAUAUGUUGUAGUGAAGGGAAGAUUAAAUUGCCUUUGCUUAUGCAACCUCCUCAAUUGUUGUGGAACUUAUUGGAUUACAACGGUGAUCGACGUUCAAAAGUUUUUAGAAAACAUAUUAAGCUUUUAAAUCAUGUAACUAUGCUUCGACUGUUGGUUCAAGAACUCCUGUCUAUGCUAGAUGAGAAUAACUCAUUGGUUCAAGCAUUUCAUAUGGCUAAAGAUAGGUUCCAUGAGUCAUCAACACAGUCGGUUAAGAUUCGAUUAAUUGGUAACCGAACCAAAGACGGGAGACAGUAUAAUCUACCAACUGUAUCUGAAGUAGCUGCAUUGAUUCCAGGUGAUGGUAGUCCUAUACAGUCUCGUGAUGUACUUAUUGAGGAUCGUGGUGAUGGUACUGUGCGAAGGAUAAGCAAACUGCAUCCAUCUUUUAUGGCGUUGCAGUAUCCGUUACUUUUCCCAAAUGGAGAAGAUGGGUUCCAUUUAAAUAUCCCUUUAUCGAGUAAUUCUACAUCACACAAAAGAAAGAAUGUUACCUUGAGGGAAUAUUAUUGUUUUCGUUUGCAUUUUCGGUUAACUGAAGGUAAAACUCUACAUAAAGCCGGUCGUUUGCUUCAUACAUUCAUAGUUGAUGCUUACGCUGCAGUGCUUGAACAUGAUUUAGAAUGGUAUAAGAGAAACCAAAAGACUAUUCGUUCCGAGCUGUAUCAUGGUUUGACUGAUAGUUUAUGUAGAGGCGAAACAAGUGCUUCAUAUGUGGGUCAUCGAGUUAUACUACCAUCAUCAUUUAAUGGUGGACCGAAGCAUAAGAUACAACAAUAUCAGGAUGCAAUGGCCAUAUGCUGUUGGGCUGGAACUCCGGAUCUAUUUGUUACGAUGACGUGCAACCCUAAAUGGCCAGAAAUUGAACGUCAUAUUCAACAAAUGGUACCUGGUCAACCAAGUACCGAUCGACCUGACAUUGUUACGCAGUUGCCUUCUCAGGAAAAUGACCCAAUUGCUUUUGAAGCUGUUCGUAGUCACAUGAUGCAUGGUCCAUGUGGCCAACUUAACACUUUAAGUCCAUGUAUGCACAAUGGAAGUUGUUCUAAAGGGUACCCUAAGGAAUAUUGCGAUGAAACUUUCAUUAGGCGUGAUGGUUGGCCCUGUUAUAAAAGGUCUAACGAUGGUUCGAAAGUUAAAGUUGGUAAUGAGGAUAUCAUGCUUGAUAACCGAUACGUUGUUCCUCAUAAUGUCGAUUUGCUUGUCAAAUAUGGUUGUCAUAUAAAUGUUGAGUAUUGCAACCAAGGCAGUCUGAUUAAGUAUCUUUUUAGUUACAUUAAUAAAGGCCAUGAUCGUGCCACUGUUGUUUUGGAAGGUCCAGACAGAACACGAUCUUUUAUAUCGAUGUUGCACAACGAGAAUGAGAUCGAAGAAUAUAUUAAUUGUCGUUACAUUUCUGUAUCAGAAGCAUGUUGGAAAUUGUUGGGAUUUGAGAUACAAUAUCGCUCGGUUGCAGUAGAAAGACUACCAUUUCAUGAAGAGGUAUUAGUCAAAUAG